Messenger RNA from Harpegnathos saltator (Jerdon's jumping ant), 3513 nucleotides. RefSeq lists its product as uncharacterized. Gene Ontology annotation, cellular component: nucleus; pericentric heterochromatin. Gene Ontology annotation, molecular function: chromatin DNA binding. The record is from RefSeq and is a predicted model, not a curated record. NCBI's taxonomy places the organism in Eukaryota, Metazoa, Arthropoda, Insecta, Hymenoptera, Formicidae. The transcript is spliced from 2 exons. Bases 135 to 3218 code for a protein of 1027 amino acids. Gene Ontology annotation, biological process: chromatin remodeling; replication fork processing.
UACAAUCCAUUUAGUGACCUGAAAAAUUCCACUCUUCAUAACCCUUAAGGCCGAAUUUCAGUUAGAAGUAACGUGUUGUUCACGUGCGGUAGUCGUUUGAAGCGAGUGGUGUAGCGGUUACGGUUGCCACAAAAAUGGAAAGAAACGAUAUCCGUGAAAUGAUAAAAUACUUUUAUUUAAAAAAGUGGACAGCAGCAAAGAUCAAAGCCAAGUUAGAUGAAAUUCAUAGGGACUCUGCUCCUACGUUGAAGACCAUAUAUUUCUGGAUAAAAGAAUUUAAACGUGGCCGAUCCUGCAUUAAAACGCGCUCAGUUGAGGUUACCACGUCGAAUAUGGUAGAAAAAAUGUAUGAUAUGAUCAGGGAAGAUCGUCGAGUGAAAUUGCGUGAGAUCGCUCAGGCCGUAGGCAUCUCGACAGAACGAGUGUAUAACAUCCUAUAUGAAAAAUUGCAUAUGAAAAAAUUGUGUACACAAUGGGUGCCGCGAUUGUUGACUAUCGAUGAAAAAUUCAUACGAAAGAACAUUUCAAGGCAGUGUUUAACGAUGCUUGAGUGCGAUCCGUAUUUUUGGCGUCGAUACGUGACUGUGGGCGAAAUUUGGAUUUAUUACUACACUUCUAAGUCGAAGGAGCAGUCAAAGCAAAAUGCCAAAAAAAUGCUUGGUAAAAGUGCGCCAAAGAAGACUCUUUUGUCAGCUGAAAAGGUGAUGGUCACUAUUUUUUGGGAUUCCCAAGGAAUUAUCCUGAUUGAUUGUUUACAAAAGGGUAAGACAAUAACAGGAGAGUACUAUGCAAAAUUAUUGAACCGUUUGAAAGAAGAACUAAAAAACAAACGGCCAGGGUUAAUGUGCGAAAAGGUGCUCUUCCAUCAAGAUGACACGUCGUUUCACGAAUCGACCGUCGCAAUGGCAAAAUUACACGAAUUGGGUUUUGAAUUGGUUCCUCAUCCACCCUAUUCACCAGAUUUGGCCCCGUGUGACUUCUUUUUGUUCCCAAGUUUGAAAAUCUUGCUCAGUAGGAAGAAAUAUUUGUCGAAUGAAAAAGUCAUCACUGCCAUCAAUAAAUAUUUUGCAAAUUUUCAGACAGCCAAUUUUUCUAAUAGUAUUAAAACAUUGGAAACUCGCUGGACCAAAUGUAUCGACCUUAAUGGAGACUAUGUUGAAAAUAUACUAGAAAAGGAGAAAAAUAUGAGCUCAGAAGAGAUUCAGGAGAAAAUGAAUUUGGAUGAAUCUGAAUGUUGUCCACGCAGGAGUAAACGCAGACAAAAACGAAGACUCGAGUCUAAUUCUGAGGAAGAAGAUGAAACAUAUAUUCCUAAAAUUAACGGAAUACCAAUAACUGUGAAACGUAAACCAUACAAGAAAAAUAAACCGAGGUAUAGCACAACAAAUGGGACGAAACCAGUGCGCACGAUAUAUCCGCCAAUCCCUAUUAGACCACGUCCGCCUCCAUUAUUGAGCAAUCAGCCGAAUGAGCCACAGACAGUUUAUUCACAGUACGAGCAACCGAAUAAGGCUGGAUGUCAAGAAGCAGCAGUCGAACAACCGGAAAAAAUCAUUAUUCCACCGCCGAAUGCGAUAAAUAUGAUUGAUUCUGCCGCAUCAAUGCGAUACGAUUCCGGUGUAAUAUCACCUUCCUUGUAUCAUACGGCCAUCAUAAAUCAAACCUCAGCAUCUACCACUUACGUUCGACCGAUGAACUCCGCGUUUCAUCAUAUCAUUCUGCCAUCGCCACCAGCAUCGCAAGUGCAAAACUAUCAGGCUCAGUCUCAAUCUCUUCGAAAUUCAACGAAUGCAAUGGUAUCUCUAUCGAACAAUCGUUACUCAUCUCGGUUUAUUCUUCCAAAAGCAAAAGCAUCAGAUGCAGUAACAUUGACUCCUAAUAUAAUCGAAAUUGAUAGCGAUUCCGACGAUGAGCUGAAAAUCGUCGAGCAGCAUGAUAAUAUGACGACCGACAACAGGAAAAAUUUUGCGGAUAUAAUAGAUGUUUCUUUCAACAAGAUAAUACCUGUUGCUCUUUUUAGUACAGAAAAUGACAUUGAGAUAAAAGAAGACCAACCUCUGAGAGAGAUGUAUACAUCUCUCAAGAAACAGCCUUCCACAUUCAGCAAAGUGAUGCUAACACAUAGUCAAGAGCUCGACACUUUUUUGGGCAAUGUAAAAGAGAAUAUGCAAAAUUUCUUUAUUUUACCCGAUAACGAGACAGUUGGAACUGAGAAUAUCAAAUCAAUGAUGGAGCAGAAAAUCAAACGGUUCCACCGAAGUAUGCACGAUACAAUUUUUCAGUUGGCGCACAUUAACGAUAGAGUAAUACGUGAAUAUAAUAAAUGGAAAAGAUCCCAGAAGACUGAGACUGAAGUGUCAUCGACUAAUCAAAGUACAGUGGUGCUGCAAGCAGAUGUAGAUAUUCCUCUACAUAUGACUUGCAUCAAUGAAUCUGAUACUGAAUCUGAUUACGAGGAAUCGGAAUGUUGGAUUAUGGAAUCAUCUGAUGAUAUUAAAUCUAGCAACAUUCUUAAGGACUUAUUAAUGUUUAAAAAGGAUCUACAGCAUCGUGGUGUUGGUGAUAGUGCGAUUACGUCUGAGAACAAAGCGAUUCAGGUGUACGAUGUUGUUUCGAGGGAUUAUGAGAAAUGUAUCAGUUACUCUUUGUUGAAAAAAACCCUGCAUAAUGAGCAGACGGACAAAAGUGUCUUGGAGUCUAUAAAAAUACCCAAUAAGAACUUUGACAAAUACCAAGAGCAGUUUAUCUUUUAUUUGCAGCAAGAAGGUUAUGGCAUCAAAACGGAAGAUAUGAAAGAAUGGGAAGAUUCGGACAAAACCUUCGAAAAAUUGACAGCCGCAGAUUCGCAUACUUUACAUUUUCGUCAAAAUAUCGAUUUGUUAAUUGAAUCUGUUGAGCAAUCGGUAAAUUGCAAACAAGAAGGGAGCUCGGACAGUUUCACUGAUUCUGUAGUUUGCGAUGAAGCCAAUGAAUCAGCGAAUACAACGGAUUGCAAGAAAAUUACGCAGAUUAAUGACUUGGACUCUAAUAAUAAAAUACGAGUUGUGAAUAUACGACCUACCGAAGAGAUUCAACAAAUAGAACUGCAGAAAGUUCGGAAUGGUGCGACAACGUUAAAUAAUGAUGAUGUGAACUCAAGCAAAAAUGCUAAUGACAAAGUAAAGGCCGAAGUAGCUAUAAUGGAAAUCGAGGAGGAUUGUACAAUUAUUGAUGGUUAAUGAAAGACUUCAUUAAAUUAUGUGCAACUUUACGUAAAUACUUCAGUGUUUCAAUUUACAGCUGUAGUUUAAGAUAAAGUCUGUUUCAGACGAUCUAUAAUGUACGAGAGAGAAAGUAAUAUGCAACGAAAUAUUUAUUUAUAAUAUUAUUAUUGUAAAGUCUUUAUUUGUGAAUUCAUAAUUUAUUGAGGUACUACUGGAUUUCAAAUUACAUAUGAGAGUGACUAUACUAUGUUCAAUAUAAUAUUUAAUUAAAAUGAUUGAGAUUUAAAAAGUGCCAUUUUCUGUUCAAUUC